Molecule: messenger RNA, 2748 nt
Organism: Mustela lutreola (European mink)
Lineage: Eukaryota; Metazoa; Chordata; Mammalia; Carnivora; Mustelidae
Product: collagen alpha-1(I) chain-like
Exons: 2
Coding region: 1-2748 (915 amino acids)
Source: RefSeq, a predicted model, not a curated record
AUGCAGGUGGAGGAGCACCCGCUCCACGCCCCAGUCCCUCAGUCCCAGCGCCGCCCAAACCGGGAAGGUCAAGGUCAGGGGACUGAAGCGCAGCAGGCCGAGCCCAGGCUGAGGGGACCGACCGCAGCAAAAGGCGAACCUGAACACGAGGGACCCGCACCGGCGGCGUCAGGCCGGGCCACCGCACUGCACCGCGGGCGGGGGGUCAGACCCCAGCGCCCCUGGCACCCCCGGCCCCUGGGCUCGGUUUGUCCCCUGUGCCAGAGGGCUGAGCCGAGUCACCCGCACACGAAACCCCGGUUCAAACCCGCGUACCAGCAGCUCCUUCCCCGCUGCCCCGCACGCUCCCCGCCUCCCCCAUGCCCGCUCCGGUGCCGGCCAGGCCGCUCUCCGGUCCGCGUCGGCCGUGAGGACCCGAACACGCUCCGGCACGGCUCAGGGAGGCCUUCGGUCCCGCGGCGGGGGCACCUCGGCCGCGCGCGCUCGCAGCUGGGCGGGGAGUCGCCGGCGCCGGCCCGACGCCGGGUUUUCCGGCCGGGCUGCGGGCUCGUGCGGGGGAAGGGGCACGGCCGGCGGGGAAGGGGCGACCCGCGAGUCCGGACCUCCCCACCCCGCACGAGCCCUGCCGUCCGCGCCUCCUUCAGCACCGGGGCGCGCGCUCGGUGUCCCCGCGCUCGCAAGGCAGCGGGACACCCACGCCCAGAACUUUCUCUCGCGCGCGGACGCGGCGUCUCCCCGCAGCAGCGGGCGCGGAGGGAACGCACGCAGGGCUCCGGGGGACGGCGCCGCGGUCCAGCGACCUGCACACUGCGGGCGCACGCGGAGUGCCCGAAAGUAGAGCGAGUCCCGCCGGGAACACUGCGGGGACGCGGGAGGAGCACCGCGCCGGCGUCCCGCACACUAAGCGCGCCCGCAAGUCCCACAGCCGCGUCCGCGUCCCUGCUCCACCCGCACCGCGUCCGGCUUCCUGCUCGGGACGCGCCACCUCGUCCCGCUCGGGACCCGCCACGUCGUCCACGCGCUCCGGGACAGCCGGCCCCGAGCCCCCUCCCCGCACACGGGGAACCCGGGCGGGCCUCCGGGACCACAAGCACACCGGGCCGCCCCGGCUUCUGCUCCGGGCGCCGAGCCGGCCCGCGGGGAGUGGACCCGGCGGCGAGCCCGGCGGCUGACCCAGAGCCCGAGGCCCCUCGCCCCGCCGCGCCGCGACCCCCGAGGCGGCCCGGGACCGCCCUCCCCGCCCCCACCGCCCCCACGCCCACUCCGCCCGGCGCCAACAAAGCGGGGGUCGCGCCGCGCCAAGUUUCGCUCCGGGGUCGUGUCGCUGGGACCCGGCGACGACUUGCGGGUCAGUCCCGUCGCGCCCGCGCCCCCUCGGCGGCGCCGGUCCCCCCGUCCCCCGCCCCGGCCCCCAGGCCGGACACGCGCCCCAAGUUACCACAAAGGGCCGGGGAGAGGGUCCGGAGCCGCGCGCCGGCCCGUCCCGCCCUCGCCGGGCUCCGCGUCCUCCCGGCAGCCGCGCCACCGCCGUCAACAGGUCUUCGCCGCCUCGGGGCGGGAGGACGACCCCGCGCCCGCGCCUCCCCCUGCAACCUGCCCGCCGGCGCCCCGCGCCCCCCUGCCCGGCGCCCUUCCCGCGCGCCCCGGCCGGACUGGGCUCCCGCCCGCCGAGGCCCGGCACCGCGCGGCCGCUCCUUACCUCCCGCGCCGCCGCAGUCGGCCGCGCUGCGCGUCCUCGGGGCCCGCCGGCUCCGCCCCCGCUCGGAAAGUUGCCGGACGUCGGCGCGGACUCCGCACCCCCGGCCGCGGCCCGCCCGCCUCCCGCGGUGCCCGCCCCGCCGCCUCCCGCGCGGCCGGAGCGCUCACUGGCGCGGCGGGGCUGCCUGCGCGGGCCUCGGGCGGGGCCGGCGGGACGCGGGGCGCCCCCUGUCGGCCGGCGGGAGCGCUUGUGGCGGCGCGGGACCCCCGCUAGCGGGACGGGCUGCGGGCGCUGACGGGCUUCCGAGCGCGGGCGGGCGCGGGCGGAGGGGCCGAGGAGCCGCGGGCAACGCGGGAGAACCGGCCCGGGCAGCGGAGGCCUUUCCCGACCCGCGCCGGGACGGAAGCGAAACCACGCCCCCCCCCCCGCGCCUCGCCCCCCCACCUCCCCUGGACUCCCCCCGACACCCCACGGGCUGUGCCCUCCCGGUGCGCGCGGGUCCCGCCCGGCCUUCAGACACGCGACCCGCCGCCACGGGCACGUGCCCAUCGGAGCCCAGAACUGCGCGUGGGGCGUGCGGGAGACACCGCCAGCGGCCUCCCUGCGCGGGCGGACCCUGGUGCGAGCACCGGGAAGGCGCGUCCCCAAAGCGCGGGGUCCUCGACGUGUAUCCGAGACGCCCGGGACGGAGGCUGCGAGGGUUCCGUCCGGGGCUGAGCAUAGACGGUCAAGGGACAGCGGCUUGUGAGGCCGGCGGAGGGGAAGGGCCGCGGUGCGCUGCGGGGCCUGCAGUCGGACAAGCAGACCCUCCCCGACCCGACGGCCCACUCCACGCCCGCGACGCCCCGCAGAUCACAGCUGCCGAAGGCGCUCGUGCGGUCAGACGGGCAGAUGCUCGGCCGCAGCGGCGGGAGCAGAGCAAGGUCAGCGCAGAGAAGGCGCCCGGCGUCCAUGCAGUCGGCGUCCACGCGCCCGGCCCGUUCUUCCCACCGCACUUCACCGUCCGGAGAAUGAGGCGGUACCGGGACCCCCCGCCCCCGCCUUGUUGA